Molecule: messenger RNA, 9686 nt
Organism: Hipposideros armiger (great roundleaf bat)
Lineage: Eukaryota; Metazoa; Chordata; Mammalia; Chiroptera; Hipposideridae
Gene: RALB
Product: RAS like proto-oncogene B
Exons: 6
Coding region: 230-850 (206 amino acids)
Biological process (GO): signal transduction
Cellular component (GO): membrane
Molecular function (GO): GTPase activity; GTP binding
Source: RefSeq, a predicted model, not a curated record
GGCGGGCCGGAAGCCGGUGGGGGCGCGGCCCGCUGCGGGUGCCCUACCCUCGCUCGCAACCGACCCAGGGUCUGGGGCGCCCGCGAGACGGAGUUGGUGCCACCAAAGUUGGGGUGUGAAUUUGCCUCUACUGACAGCACCUGGUUGAGUGGUUUUGGUCUAGAAAACUCCACAAAGCUCCUCGACUGGGUAUUCUGUCCGUGUGUCGCAACCUCAGGAAACCAGCAGCAUGGCAGCAAACAAGAGUAAGAGCCAAAGCUCCUUGGCUCUUCACAAGGUGAUCAUGGUUGGCAGUGGAGGGGUUGGCAAGUCGGCCCUGACACUUCAGUUCAUGUAUGAUGAGUUCGUGGAAGACUAUGAACCUACCAAAGCUGACAGUUACAGAAAGAAAGUAGUUCUUGAUGGAGAAGAAGUCCAGAUAGAUAUUCUGGACACUGCCGGACAAGAAGACUACGCAGCCAUUCGAGACAACUACUUUCGGAGUGGGGAGGGUUUUCUCCUGGUGUUCUCAAUUACAGAACAUGAAUCGUUUACAGCAACUGCCGAGUUCAGGGAACAGAUCCUCCGCGUUAAGGCUGAAGAAGAUAAAAUUCCAUUGCUGGUGGUGGGCAACAAGUCGGACUUGGAGGAGCGGAGGCAGGUGCCAGUGGAAGAAGCUCGGAGUAAGGCGGAGGAGUGGGGUGUGCAGUACGUGGAGACGUCGGCCAAGACGCGGGCCAACGUGGACAAGGUGUUCUUUGAUCUAAUGAGAGAAAUCAGAGCAAAGAAGAUGUCAGAAAACAAGGACAAGAAUGGCAAGAAAAGCAGCAAGAACAAGAAAAGUUUUAAAGAAAGAUGUUGCUUACUGUGAAUGUCAAGAUGGUGGAUGAAGUCAAUCGCAGCUAAGGACAUAGGGCGGGUGGUUAAGGGAAGACUCUAGUCUACUUCUUGGUGUGUUCCCUGCUCACCCCAACUUCAUUCAUGCAGACUUCUCAAAUGGGGAAAAAUAUUUGUGAAUCAGUGGCUGGCAGAAGAAAGAAUUCCUUGACCUUGCAAUGGACUGGCUGCUUUGUCAGGAGGUUUGGGAGUUUCCCUCUUUCUCCUUCCCUGUCUCCCUCCUUCCCUCCCAGAAGCUUAGCUGUGUAUAUAGUGCUAGAGGUAGGAAAUCGUCCAGUGUGUAGUAAAUGGAAGAGGACUGUCGUAGCAUCUUCCCCCCCACCCCCAGUUUCAUAACAUUAGCAUCUUUGGUUUUGAAAUGAAAAUGUCUUAUUUUAUUAGGUUUUGGGGGAAGGAGUGGGGUAAGACUCCGCUAACCCUUGUCAGCUUAACAGUAGUACUCAGAAAAAUCCAGUAAACUCUAAUGAUGUUGAAAAAUUCAAAGAUUUUUUUUUUGAUACGUUUCUUGGCAAUACCCAGUGGAUCUGAAUCAUAGCUAAAAAAAUAAAUUUGAAUUGGGCCAAAAAGGUCAAUACCAAGCUCAUAAAUUCUUCUCCCAUAUGAAAAAUGAAAGUUGUCUUUUUUUGUAUGUAAAUAUUGGCCAAUGAUAGCCUGUGUUGGCUAUUUUCCUCUUGUAGCAUCCUGAUUUUUGUGUAGGAGCUUUUUAAUAGACUAAGUGAAAACUCAAGAGUAAUAUGCUUUAUAAUCAGAUUUAAAAAAUUACUUUGCUAAAUCCUCUCCUAAUUGCCAGUCCUAUGGGGAGGCCCCUUCUUCUCCAACUAGUAAUCAGCACACCCUGUCCUCCUGAUCAGCUUCUCUCUGCUUGCUGAGGGUGGGAGAAGCUCUUCUUUUGUUUCUUUACGUGUAACAUGAGUUCCUCAGAAGAAUGUGAUGAGUUAAAAUUGUAUUCUAAAAUCAUGAAGUCAGAGCCUGUGCCAGACAUUCUACCUCUCAUAGAAUUGCUGAGUGAUUCUAAAUUUAAAAUUAGAAGAAAUGGGAAAGGAAAAGUCAUUGCCCCUUUAUCUCUGAGAAUUGGCUGCUCUUUCUAAUUUUUUUUUCUGAGACAGCCAUAUGGUUAGGAAAAGGUUUUUAUUGAUGAGAUAUUAUUAAUCUUUCUUGAAUUGAUAUUCCAAAUUCACCAAUCAGAAAAUUUUCUAUCAGGAAAAGAGUGCUGUGAUAAAAACCCAAUAUUCACAUCUUUUCCCCAUUCUUCAGAAGUGACAUUUUACACACAGGUGCCAAAAAUGAAUUGGGGUGGGGAGAGCAGGAACCUUUCAAAUUUAUGGUUACUAUAGAAAUCGUAGAAAUUAUGAGCUGACUGGAAAACAAUUUUGUAUCACCUACCAAAGAACAAUGGGUUUUUGAAUUAAAAAAAGCAGAUAAAUAUACUUUUUCAGGAUUUCAGCCUUUUUAUUUUAUCCUUUUGUCAUUCAUGUGAAAUGCAAGUAUUAAAUUGACAGUGAAGUUAUUCAUAACUGUUCUUGUUUGAUGUUCGGCAAUAGCAGACAAAUUUUAUUUCAGUUACUCCUUUAAAUUGGGCUGUGGGAAAUAAAAUUAUAAGUAUAAACAGUAAUAUUAACAUCAUCUUUCCUUUGGGAAAGAUAAGAUGACUACCCUUCUUAAAAUUGAAAGAGUCGAAGGUAAUCACACUCUUGAAUUUUUGACACAACCUAGUUUUUUUCAUCCUAGUUUGCCACCUGUUUGAUAUCAGUUCUGGUCAAGAGUCAGUAGAUUUGGAAUAUAUACAAAUAAAUUAAAGAUGGUAUGAAUUGUUUCAUGCUAUGGAAAUUAGUAUUGGUAUAUGCUAUUAGUAUAUGUCUAAAAUCAUUUAACUGAAUAGCAAUCAGAAAUGGGUCUUGCUAACAAAAUAAUUUAUACAUAUGAGAGUCUUUUCCAUAGAAUUAAGAAAUGUUAUUUAUAAAUUUGAAACAUAGUUACUUGCUAAAUGAUUAGCUAUUGUGUCCAUAGCCUAGCAUUAUUUUUUAAAGUAUUCAUUCUAGAAACGUGAGCAUGUACUUCACGUCAGGCUCUAUUCUAGGUGCUGGGAUGUGGUGUUGAACAAGGUGGGUAAGCUCUCUACUCUGCUAGAGCUAAUGCUUUAGUGAGGAAAGAGACAAAUAAAUGAAAAUAUUAGGGCAAGUGCUUUGCUGAAAAUAAAACUGGGUAAUAUGAUAGGAAAUGCUCCUGGGCAGUAGAACUGCUUUCAUUUGGAAGCGUCUCCAAGGGGGUGACGUUUAAGCUGAGGAAGGAGCGAGCCAUGGGAGGAGCUGGUUGGGUGGGUGUGGGAGCUUUCCAGGCUGGAUAACAGCUGGUCCAAAGGCCCAGAGAUGUUCAGGAAGAGACCCCAAUGGCCAGUGUAUGGCUGGAGUACAAUGAAGGAGAGGCAGAGUAGGAAAAGAAAAUGUAACCGUCUGUGACUUCAUAAAGUGAUGUAGGGGGAAAAUACCUCGAUAUAUAAUUUUUUACAAGUAUUGUAUUUUAUCAAAUCUAAGACACUAUUGAUUAUAAGAGGUCAUCAUAAUUUAUAUACCACUAAGAAAAAAAAUCCUGCCCAUUGAGUCCAUCCUUAUUUCAAUGACGCAAAAAUGUGGGGAAAAUGUAUGCUUUGGAUUAGGUGAAUUAGAUAUAAAUUUAAAUGACAACUGAAAUAUAAAAUUCACCUCUGGUCUAGAAGUGACAUAAUAAAAUACCAUGGAAGCUUAACAGUGGAUAAAUAUUAACAGUGGAUGGGUACUAGUAUAUACCGUUAAUGUUAUAGUAGUAAACUUUACUUUGAUAUUUUUAUUUUAAAAAUUCAUUAAAUUAUUUAAUCAAAAUUGUAAGUGCAUGUGCUUUAAAAUUAUAACGGUCAGAAGUGCUUGUGAUGGAAGCUACUGGGUUGUCGGGUAAAUCAUGACGUAUUUUUCUAUGUUUUUCAAUGCAAAAAUGCAUCAUGACUUUCCUGAUGACCCAAUACUUAGUCUUGCUCUCCCCUAUCCCAGGCCUGUUCCUCAAAAGUCGUAUCUAACCAUUUCUAUUCUCAGAUCGUUCCUUAGGUACACCCGUAUUUCUAAGUACUAUCUUUAUGCCGUCGUUUCUUGAUUUUCCAUCUCAGGCGUUCCUGCUGAUGACUUGCUGUAGUAGAUGAGGCUUAAGGUCACUUGGUUCCCUCACUCCCAUCCCCAUUUUAACAGUAAUAUCGCUGUUUUUAAUUCCUCUCUUGGUGACUGUUACACCUUUUAAAACUAUAUAUUUAAACUUCUGUUUAUUAUUCAAUCAACUCUUGAUAGCAUCUCCUGGCUCCCCGUUUUGAAAGGUGAGGCUAUAACACUCCUGCUGGUUACCUCUUGAUCUCACCUCCCAGCUUUUGUUAGCUUUUCCUUCUCUGUUACAACUUUCACACUAUUAAGGUAGGUGGCAUGAAUAUCCCAUUCUGUGACCAUAAUUCAAACUUUCCUGGUGUGUCUAUAGAUAAAUUCCAAAUGUUAAAUUACUAGUGCAACGACAAUUUGAUUAUUAUGACGUGUGUAAAUAUGACUCAUCACCGAGCCAAGGAUCUUGUGGUUAGUGCAUCUCUUUCACGCCACAGUUCUGGCGUCACCACACACAGGAGAGCGUUCCUGGUGUCUGGUCAAGUGGGUUCUUCCCUCAGUUGCCUGAAUCACCACAUUUGAGCUUGUUUCAUCUUGAGACUGUUUCCUCUGCAGUUGCCCCCACUUUCUCACAUUUUCCCUGAAGUUUGAUUGCUCUUAUCUUAUUGAGAGCAUAAAUAUAUGCUCUCUUUUCCCUGAUGCCAUCUUUUGUUUUCUUUCUGUGCUCGGGAUCUGCUUCCUGUCUUCUGAAGACAUCCUCCUUAGAGCUCAUUGAUGGCCUUGUCUGAUUUGGACUGAUUACUUUCUAGGUCCUCUGCACAGCUGCUGUACUGACACCUGUUUUCAUUGGACACCUGGGUUAAUUCCAGUUUCAAGUCCAACAUCUUUUUUGUUUUUUACCCUCAUUUUGCUGGAGUACAUUUUCAGAAACGGUAUGCUAAUGGUAAACUUAGUCUCUUGGUAUAUAUGACAGUAUUGUUAGUUUUGUCCUUUGUUUAAUUGCUAGUUUGGCUUGGAAUAGAAUUCUGGGUUCAGAAUUUUUCCUUAGUUCUUGGGAGACUUUGCUUCAUUGUCUUCAAGCAUCUGUUGUUGCUGUUAGAACUGGUUUUAUUCCAGUUGUCAUUUCUUUGUAAUGGGUGCUCUGCUUCCACCCCAACCCCCCUUCUGGAAUUGUAGAGGAUUUUCUCUUUAUCCAUAGUGUCUGAAAUAGUGAUAGAUCUAAAUAUGGGUUCGUUAUAUCACCCUGCCUAACAUUCAGUAGAGUCUUUAAAGGAAGACAUCUCUUCAGCUCUAGAAAUAUAUUUCUGAAUUUCUGUGAUUAAGUCUUGUUUGCUGUUCUUUCUAGAACUCCUGUUAUCAGCUUUUGGACCUCCUAGAUUCAUAUCUGCCUCAUCUUUUCCUGUAUCUUCCAUCUUUAUUUUCUUUCAGAUUCCUCCCCCUCCCCCUUGCCUAUUCCCUCCCAUCUCCUCCCCUCCCCCCGCCUUUUCAUCACCUGUGAUUUGCCAAGCACUACUGUAGGUUCUCAAGAUACAGCAAUGACUGAAACAGAUGAAAUUCUUUGCCCUCCUGAGGCAUGCACUAGUGGAAUGAACUUUGUUUUCUAAUUCAUUGUGUGUGUCUCUGUGUGUGUACAAAAGCUUUCUUUGUCUCUAUUUUUCAUAGCAAUUGUUCUUGGCCUUAUGGAUUCAAUAUCUUGACAUUCUAAAGACAUUAGGUCUUUGUAAAGUUCGAUUCCCAGAAUUAACUUUGUUUAAUUUUUAUUCAGUUUAUCACUUGAUUCUGUUCUUUAUCUUUUAAGCUGCAAUUUCUCUCAAAUGUCCAGUGACCUCGUUGUCCAGCCAUAUACUUAGAGAGACUAGGAAGACCAGCCAGGAGCUCCAUGUACAUAAGUGGGGCUUGUGAAAUAGUAGGUUUGACUUUGGGAUGAGUGUGGACACCCCUAAUGCCUACACCAGGGAAGGUGUGCUCUUGGGACCAGCUGCCAGGCAGGCCUCCUUGGUUCUCCCCGGACACUCGGUUUCUUUAAAGAGAAGAGCCCUGGUGACAGACGGAGUAAGGACUGUUCCUAGGCAGACUUCUAAUUAAUAUCACUAUUUUCAGCCACACUCCAUACUCCUGCUGCUCAGUCUGCUCAUGUUGGGGAUCCCACGAGGCAAACCAGCCCCACCUCUCUACAGACCCUUCUUCGUUCUUGUCAUCUGGAUUUCAGCUUCCAUAAAUUCGUGGCACUUGUGCGUUGACUAGCGGCCCUGUCCCAUGCUCUGGACCCCCUGCAGCUUUCCUGUCCUAGGACUCGAGUCUUCAGGAGGCAGGAGAGACUAGCACUGCAGCAUUGUCUUCCAUUCUGACAUAGUUUCAUUUUAAGAAAUAUUUAAUAUUUCCUUUUUUUUGCAGAUCAAUGUUGAGUAAAGGAUAGAGUAAACCCACGGAUUUGACCUUAUGCUUAGGACACUGGAUCUUGGGAGCAGGCCUGUGGAAAUCCCUGUUCUGCAGGCGUGUGGGGCUCACCACGGGGGUCAGACCUGGGUCUAGCCAGUUGUCUUCUGCCAUCAACUUUAAAGGAGGUGUCGUGGGUUUUCCCUGAGCCUGGUUCGAAUCCAUUAAAUAUGUUGUCUUUUAUCUCUCGGGUGAUUAGUUUAUUACUUGCUAUGUGAAGUGGUAAUUUCUUGUUUAUCCUAUCUUUUUUGAAAUGUGGUUUACUUUUGAUGUUCCCUUGUUUUAGUCUUGUCAAGAAAUUUGAGUUAACAUACCUGUGUGUUAAUGAUUAUAUAGGGUUUUUUUUUGUUUUUUGUUUUUGUUUUGUCAUCAGGCUUAGGAAAACCCUAUUUCCCAGUUAUGGUCAGUUUGUUGCUUUGCUCCCUGGCAAUGCUGUUUUUUAAAAUGUGUGUUGCUAAUAUAGACUACCCGGCUUCUUUUUAUGAUUUAGUACAUAAGUUUCACUUUUUGAGGGCUUUUGGAAAGGAUGUAGUAAAAAAUUUAAAACUAAUUUGGGCUCUUGAGUUUAUGGCUAGUCUUUCUGUGAAGAAGAUACUUCCUCCAGUAAUACCCCACACCCCAUCUUGGUCUAAUUUAAAUGCGGGAGCAUGUUCUGACAUCGUGUAGCCAACUACUAAUUCCUAGUCAUUCGGCUGUGUGCCACCAAGCUAAAUGUUCUCAGUUAUACUGACAUUAUCGUCAGAAGCGUUGCUAGAAUGAUUGACUGCCCACAUGUGGCUUACACAGGUAGAACGCGGCCUUUGGUUCUCUGUCUGAGAAGCUGAGGCAGAGCCGAGGCUUCAUUUCUCACGUGGACUGUGAAGGUCCUGCCAGCCGUGUGCUGAGUCCUGGGCAGAAACGAAGCCGCCAGCUGCCUUGAGGACAAAGGUGCUUUUCUGGAGUGCAUCGCUUCUCUCCUCUGAAUGGUCUGUGCUCAUGAGGCAUUAAAGAAGGACCAGGUGUCUGCGUGAUUUCCAAGUUCCAAAAUCCUUAGGAAAGUUAGCUUCUAUAAACUUUAUGUUUUAAAUAAAAAAAGCUUAAUUAUUUCUAGUAAUUAAACCAAAUACAUCUCAAGGCACAGGAGUCAAAAGGAUAAAUUGGUUAACAUCUUAAGGGCUAAGUCACCAAAUAAUUCUUAAUAUAUUUCAGUAGUUACAGCUGGAAAAGCUUUCCUAAAAUCUCAUGUAUCCAGUGAAAACAAAUGUAUGAUAUCAUUAUUUUCCACCUAUGAUAAAAAUACAUAAACACAGACCGUGACUGACACUCAUUGACCACACGUUGGUUUUAGUGACAAGAUAUCGUCUUGGCCCAUGCAGAGUCUUCAUUUCAGCACAACUGAAAAUGUUGCUCCUGGCUGCUGUUUCUCAGCGUGUUGGGAGGGGUUACAAGUGUCCCCCAGGGUUGGUGGGAAGUGCUGGGAACUGUACCCUGGUUGUGGAGACUCACAGAGUGUAGCUUCCUUAUGGGCUCUGAAACUGGCAGCACUUUCCAAAUGCAAUUGGCCAUUUCAUCAACCCGAACUGUGCAAAUUGUGUUCUGAAUUAGGGAUAGAUAGGUUGUUUUAGGUAAGUGUACGGAGGUUUUUUGUUUGUUUGUUUGUUUUCCUGCAGAGAUGCUUGAAUUUGUAGGUGUAGGGAAAUAUUACUCUUUUUGUCUUUAAUGGUUAAGGAAGCCUUAUGUUCCAGGCACACAAACAUUGCAGUCCGCCUCCAUUUCUGCCAGGCUUUUUGGGGCAAGGUCACCAGUGACUUCCUAUUGCAGAAUGAGACGGGUCUUUUCAGGCUUCGUAGCAUUUGCUAAUGUUUCUCUGACUUAGAUUUCUCCUGGUUCUUUCACCUCUCUUCUGGGUCUCAUUCCUUUACUGCUUCAUUCUCACCCACUCUUUUUUUUUUUUUUUUAAAUUCAGGUUUAUUGAAGAAUAAUACACGAAUAAUAAAAUGCCCUUUUAAAGCCCAGAUCUGAUUAUCUCUUCACCCUAAAUAGCCACAGAAUACUGCCCAGACAUAGCAUACUAGCUGCCUUCAGCCUUCCUCAGGUCUUGCCCCGUCCUUCCCUGCUCUCCAUGUCCCCUGAUUGCUGUCCCACAACAUGCCAAGGCCUUUCUGGUCACGUCCUUCUUUGUGGCUUUCCGUGACAUUCGUUAUCAGUCCCUCGCAUAGUUACUUGCUGCUGCCCUGUGUGCUCUCGUCCUCUCGUCGUGUGAGCAGUUGUGAGCCUCAACCCUGUCUCUGGGCUUCAUAUCAUUUUUGGCUUAUUGUAGGAUCUGAAGUGUUUGCUAAAUUGAAUUACAUAGUUCAAAUGUGAAAUCAUAUAGCCUUGAUGAAGCACUUAAUUAAGUUUUCUUUACAAAGUGGUAGCUCUCUUGUAAGGACCAGUAGUACCCAGAAGCAAAGUAGUGAAGAGAAUAUUUCAGAGCCCCUGGGUUUAUUAGCACACAGUUCAGUAAACACCCAAAGGAGACUGACUUACAUUUUAAUGUUACCCUGCAAGAUUGUUAGGAACUUUGUUUCUGAGCUAAAUCAGGGAGAAAGUAAUUCUGGUGGAACUUGUCUUUAACAAAAGGAACCAAACUUUUUCUACUCUACUUGUUCAUCCGAAAAACAAGUGCCAUCACCCUCUCACCCAAAAAAAAGAAAAAAAAGAGAAGAAAAGAAAAAAAACAAACCAGUCAAAUGAGCAUAAUAAGACUGAUUUUAUCAAUUCUGAAUUGCUAAUAUAACAAAUAGCCAUGGGGAAAAUGGCAUGAUGUGAUGUUAAAAGUUUAUGUUUAGAGAAGGUAUAUGCUGAUGUGUACAAUUUGGAGGUUUUUUUUGGAAUUGGAGCCCUGGUUUUGCUGUCUGCUUGUCCAGCUUCCAUGAGCCUCAGCUUCUAACAAGGUCUGUCUGCUCUGAGACUCACUAAAGAUGGGCACCUCACACCUCUCCCCUCGCCCUGCUUUUAAUAGACAUUUCUUUCACAUUCCCUUAUUGCAAAAUAAUAUUCUUUGGGGGAGAGGGGAGGAUUUUUUAAAAGAUAAGAGUCAUUUUAAAAUAUGCCUUUUAAGAAAUAUACACUGUGAUAUACCCGUUGUCUGUAUUUUACGUCAUCUGGAAUGUUCGUCAGAGUUUCUUAAAGCAUUUUUUAAAUUGAAAAUUUCAUAGACUAUAAAAACAUUUAUAAAAUGUAUUUUAUUUGCUGCUACACUAGAUGGGUAUUUUUGCCAAUAAUAAAGCGGUAUAUUUACUA